AUGAUGAUGAUGUCGCUCAACGGCAAGCAGCCCUUCGGCAUGGCCCACGCCGGCGGCGGCGGCAGCCUGCACGAGCCCAAGUACUCGGCCCUGCACUCCGCCUCGCCCGGCACCUCCGCGGCCGCCGCGCCCCCGGCCAGCUCGCCCAGCAGCACCAGCGCCGGCAGCGGCGCCGGCGGCCGGAGCAGCGCCCCGAGCAGCAGCAGCAGCGCCAGCAGCAGCACCAGCACCUCCGAGGCCCUGCGCCGCGCCUGCCUGCCCGCCCCGCCGAGCAACAUAUUCGGCGGUCUGGACGAGAGCCUGCUGGCCCGCGCUGAAGCCCUGGCGGCAGUGGACAUCGUCUCGCCUGGCAAGAGCCACCACCACCACCCGCCGCACCACAGCCCCUUCAAGCCGGACGCCACCUACCACACCAUGAACACCAUCCCUUGCACCUCGGCUGCCUCCUCGUCCUCGGUGCCCAUCUCGCACCCUUCCGCCCUCUCCGGCACCCACCACCACCACCACCACCACCAUCACCACCACCAGCCUCACCAGGCGCUGGAAGGGGAGCUCUUGGAACACAUCACGCCCGGGCUGGCGCUGGGGGCCAUGACGGGCCCGGACGGCUCAGUGGUCUCCACGCCGGGCCACGCUCCCCACAUGGCCAGCAUGAACCCUAUGCACCAGGCGGCUCUCAGCAUGGCCCACGCCCACGGGCUGCCUUCGCACAUGGGCUGCAUGAGCGAUGUGGACGCGGACCCGCGGGACUUGGAAGCCUUCGCUGAGCGGUUCAAGCAGAGAAGGAUCAAGCUAGGGGUGACCCAAGCGGACGUGGGAUCCGCGCUGGCCAACCUCAAGAUCCCCGGGGUGGGGUCCCUAAGCCAAAGCACGAUCUGUAGAUUUGAAUCGCUCACUUUGUCCCACAACAAUAUGAUCGCCCUCAAACCCAUCUUGCAAGCAUGGCUGGAAGAGGCAGAGAAAUCACACCGGGAGAAGCUCACCAAACCAGAGCUCUUCAAUGGGGCUGAGAAGAAAAGGAAACGCACCUCCAUCGCAGCUCCCGAAAAGAGGUCCUUGGAAGCCUAUUUCGCCAUUCAGCCACGUCCUUCCUCUGAAAAAAUAGCGGCUAUCGCUGAGAAACUGGACCUCAAGAAGAAUGUGGUCCGGGUCUGGUUCUGUAACCAGAGACAGAAACAGAAACGGAUGAAAUAUUCCGCUGGGAUUUAA
Molecule: messenger RNA, 1209 nt
Organism: Eublepharis macularius
Lineage: Eukaryota; Metazoa; Chordata; Lepidosauria; Squamata; Eublepharidae
Gene: POU4F2
Product: POU class 4 homeobox 2
Exons: 2
Coding region: 1-1209 (402 amino acids)
Biological process (GO): regulation of transcription by RNA polymerase II
Molecular function (GO): DNA-binding transcription factor activity, RNA polymerase II-specific; RNA polymerase II cis-regulatory region sequence-specific DNA binding
Source: RefSeq, a predicted model, not a curated record